Messenger RNA from Tremella mesenterica DSM 1558, 915 nucleotides. RefSeq lists its product as uncharacterized. NCBI's taxonomy places the organism in Eukaryota, Fungi, Basidiomycota, Tremellomycetes, Tremellales, Tremellaceae. The coding region runs from base 1 to 915 and encodes 304 amino acids. The record is from RefSeq and is a predicted model, not a curated record. The transcript has 2 exons.
AUGUCACAACCAAGCGAUAGGCUUCUCAAUUGGACCGAUGUCGGUGGAGCCAAGUUUCUGAGCGUCUUUCAGACUGGUGACUCCGACCCGAUCACCGAGGCUAGAAGGAAGGCACUCAGUAUUCAACGCUCCCCUGAGUUCAUGAGGUAUGUCAAUGAACAAGGAGGCACCUGGCGGUCCACAGACUUCUUGAUAGUUCCUGCAGUCAACUCGGUCAACGGGGCCCCGAGGGUGACUGUCCAGAUCAAGAAGUACUUUGUUUCCCUGUUUGAGCCUUUUAAGAGCAGACCCUUCAAUCAAGACUCUGUUGAGAGCGACCAGAUAAAGUAUCAUGGCAUAGAACAGGUGGCCGCAAAAGCCAGAGAGAUACUCAGUCAAGGCCCCGAGUUCCCAGAGGAUGAGUUCUCGACCAAGCUGAUGCAGGAGUUCUCCCAUCCCGAGACCGGAUUACGCCGGAUUCCCUGGCAAGACACCGUGCGGGUGGGUCGGUAUCCGGGCAACGUGUCUAUGAUUGAACCGACAGAGGAUGAGGUUGAACGAGUUCGGAAAGAAGAAGAAGAAGAAGACAAAGAAAACGAAGAAAAGAAAGAAAAGGCGAUGGUGACACGUGGCAACACAAUGACAAAGCUUGCGGAGCCGUUAUCGGAUUGGAUACUCACCGGAGACGUCAUGACUUAUAUCGAAGAACAGAAAUUAAAAUCUGCCGCCAUCGUGUUUUCAGCUCGAGGCAAUGAAACUCCAACGGUAGAUCGUGUCGGUUUGGUGUCACCGGAUGACGAGACCGGGACAUUAGUAUUGUUGACCUUAGGGUUCAGCUGGAUCAACCCUCGCGAUGGAGCGGAAGAUUCAACGCAAACGGCUUUAGCGCCCAAGAGUGAGAAUGUAGAAGACACUCCAUCUUCUCUCACACAGUAA